UGUUUAUAUCUUCUCGCUAUCGUUAUCGUCUCCUUCCUUUGUCCGUCGAACAUCCUCUUUUAGGGUUUACACUCUGCUUUCGGCGCCGCUCAUACAUAGCAGCUCCCUUUCACUUCUUCGCAACAUUUCUUCGUCAAGGUGUGUUUGUAUAUAUGUUUAAUGAUACUGGUCUGGAAUGUCCAACAAUCUGGUUUCAGAGCCGAUACCAAGUAUGCAGAUGGCUCAAUUGGAGCCCCUUAUGAACAAGGUUGAUUCGUCAGGGAGACAGAUUGAAAUGGGGCUCUUGGGUCCCGUAUCCAGUGAUAUCGUGGCACAGUCGCAGGGAACCUCGAAUGAACAUGUUGGAUUAUUGAGAGCUGUGCCUGGUGAACCUAUGUCUCAGGGAUUGCCCCUUUUGAGCAUGCACAGUGAGCGGGUAGAAGUACAAGCAAGUAAUCCAGGAAUGCAUCAAAUUCUUUCCGCUAACAAACAGUCCAUGCAAAUGGGUAUGCUUCUGAAAAGCUCAGGGCCACAGCAGCAGACAACAACUCCCAAGCGCAAGGCACCAAUGGAAUUAUCGUCCAGUAUCUCCUUUAACAAGCGGGUUGCAGCAAUGGGAAAUAGACCUUGGUUGCAGCAAGUACCUAAUGCAUCAAAUAAAGGUUCUCUGCAGAUGCAAUCCCCAUCAAAUGCCUCUAGGACACAACAUUUGGCAGCUUCUAGCAAGAGAAAAACACAGUUGGAUAACACUCCCAGUAAAUCUGGGACACCUCGGGCCAUGAGUUCUAAAAGUCAAAAUACGCAGAUGAAGCAGUCCUCCAAGGUUCAAACUGAAUCAUCUGAUAGUGUUAGGUCCAAGAUGAGAGAGUCUUUAGCUGCUGCUCUGGCCUUGGUUUCUCAGCAAGGUAAACCUCAGCCCCCAAACAAUAAUACACCGAAUGAUGCUGCCAAUACUCGGGUUAAAUUAGAGAACAGCUCUCAAUGUGCUGGAUCAGCACCUGCAUCCAUCGAUGCUUCACUGGAGCAAAGGCAGGAUAUUUCUCAAUCAGUUAAUUCCUCUUUUGCUGUGGCUGAUUCAGUUGGCCAUGCGGCAGGAGAGCACAUGCAAAGUACAACAUAUGAAGAUUUUCCAGAAAAAUACAAGGACUUCGAAGCAGGAUCCACAAACGCAUCGGACAAUGAAAACAUACUGAGUUCUAUGCAUGUCUUGAACUGUGAUAAGCAAGAUUUCCAGUCAAGUUAUACUUUGACUACUGAUGAUGUUCCUUUCAGUGACGGUUUCUUUAUGAAAGAUGAUCUUCUGCAGGGAAAUGGUCUUUCGUGGGUAUUAUCUGAUAUGGUGGAUGUCGGAAAUCAAAGGGAAAGUCAACCUAAUAUAGAGCAGAGAUCAGAACCUGAGGAAACGGGUGGAGGUUGUAGGGAGGAGGUCCCUUUGCCUGAACUUUUGGCAUCAAGAAUAGAGGCAGAACUCUUCAAGCUGUUUCAAGGUGUGAAUAAGAAGUACAAAGAAAAAGGGAGGUCUCUCUUAUUCAAUUUAAAAGAUCGCAAUAAUCCUGAACUUAGAGAAAGGGUCAUGUUUGGUAAAAUUCCUCCAGAACAAUUAUGUUCUAUGACAGCUGAAGAACUUGCUUCAAAGGAGCUCUCUCAAUGGCGGAUAGCCAAGGCUGAGGAGCUUGCUCAAAUGGUGGUUUUACCUGAUUCAGAUGGUGAUUUUAGACGUUUGGUCAAGAAGACACAUAAAGGUGAAUUUCAAGUGGAAGUUGAACACGAAGACAAUGUCCCUGUGGAGGAGGUUUCAGGUGGUACAACCUCUGUUGCUCGAAGCCAAACUAUAAAAAAGGAUGUGGAAGAUGCUUCUCCUUCCAAACCUGAUGUGAAAACUGAUGCCGAGAAAGGCAAUUUGCAGAAGGAUGAUACAUUUUCCAUCACCAUUUCUUCCAACGACGGGGCUGAUCCCAUGCAAGGGCUUAUUACUGAUGAUGCAUUAAAGGACUCUGACUUUCUUGAACCAAUUGUUUCUCUUGAUGAUUUCAUGUAUUCUCUUACAUAUGCGCCUCCAUUUGAAAAUUUACCAGUAGAAUCUGGGAAAGUGGUACCUACCUCAGACAAGGAUGAUUCCGGGGUUGGAACAAAAUCAAAACCUGCUGAUUUAACACCAAAUGAGCAAGCGGAUAUCACUGGUGAUAAUAAGUCUGAGAAGUUUCAAAGCACACAUGUAAAUUCAGAUUCUUUAAAGGAGAAAAAGGUUAAUGCUGAAUCUGGGGCCAUUUCUUCUGAUGUGGGAUACAGUGGGAGUCAAGCUGACAUGAAGUCAACUGAUGGUCGUACCAAGGAAAGGUCAACUGAUGAUGUGAAGUCUGCUUCCAGCGAUGCUGAGUUGAGAGGCAAUCUCUUUCGUGCGGAAGAGAGAUAUGAUAAUGACAAUAGGUACUCGAAGGAUGCAAUCCCCACUAAGGGUGAAUGCCUCUGGGAGGGAAUGCUUCAACCAAAUAUCUCUAGCACUCAUUCAGUCAUAAGCAUCUUUAAGAGUGGUGAGAAAACUGCUGCUAAAGACUGGCCUGGGUUUCUCGAGAUCAAGGGAAGGGUUCGACUUGAUGCAUUUGAGAAAUUUCUGCAAGACCUUCGACAGUCCAGAAGUCGUGCAAUCAUGGUUUCGCAUUUCGUUUCCAAAGAGUCGGAUGAUCAAUCAACUCUACGUGAGGUGGCUGACUCGUACAUUUUGGACGAGAGAGUAGGAUUUGCUGAGCCUGUCCCUGGAGUUGAACUUUACUUUUGCCCACCUCAUAAGAAAACAGUUGAAAUGCUCAGCAACAUACUUCCAAAGGAACAAAUUGAGCCAGUUAAUUCUAUUGAUAAUGGCCUAAUUGGUAUUAUUGUAUGGAGAAAAACUAAUUUAACUUCGUCUAUAUCACCCACCACUGCAUCACAUCACAAACAUAGCUCUAAAAGACAAUACUUCAGUAGGAGACAGCAAGAUAUAAAUGUGAAUGCCAAUUCUACCCAUAAAGCAGUGCCCUCUAUGGGCGUUAAGACAACUGAGAAUGAUGAUGAUGAUGUGCCUCCCGGAUUUGGGCCACCAGCGGCCCGAGUGGAGGAUGACCUGCCAGAGUUUAAUUUUUCCGGCAGUUCAAAUCCGUCACAUUUGGGCCAAAAAUCAAUGGGACCACCAAAUAUGGUCCCAUUACACUCGGCUAACCCAGCCCCACCACGCCCUGCAGAACAAAUGAGGGAACUUGUGCACAAAUAUGGGCAAAACAAACCAAAUGUACCUUCGGUAAACUGGCAGGAUAAAUUUGGGGGAACAAUUCAACCCUGGAAUGAUGAUGAUGAUGACAUACCUGAAUGGCAGCCCCAAAACUCCCAGAAUCAGUUUCCUCCCCAACAGACAAUGCACAACUUUCAUCUUAGGCCUCACAUUUUGAAUCAAUCAUUUCCGGGUUCACAGCAACAGCCAAUAAUGACACCACAAUAUCUUCAACCCCCAAUGAAUGUGACCCAUGGUCAAAGAAAUUUUGACCCUCAGUGGGUUCCUUCUCCCCAGGGUAGCAACCUACAGCCAGGAGGUGGACCACCCUAUGCGCAAGGCACUACCUGGCCUCAAGAUGCGUCUAGAAGUAGAGGAUAUUAGUUUCCUCUUUUUAUUUUUAUUUUCAUGUCUUUCAUAUACUGUAGUAUGUAAGCUUAUUGUAAGGUGUCGAGCUAUUUUUUUUUUCUGUAGCAUCAAUACCUCGUAGAACAAACAAAUGACCAUUUUUCUCUUGUUUUAGUUUGACAGCAGUAGGUGCUCAGUUGAAUAAAUACGAGGACAACAAUUUUGCAUGCUUUAGUUUUUAGUUAGUUUUAAAUUUC
Glycine soja is the source of this 3828-nucleotide messenger RNA. Its product is annotated as death-inducer obliterator 1-like. Gene Ontology annotation, cellular component: nucleus. The transcript is spliced from 5 exons. The coding region runs from base 176 to 3607 and encodes 1143 amino acids. The record is from RefSeq and is a predicted model, not a curated record. NCBI's taxonomy places the organism in Eukaryota, Viridiplantae, Streptophyta, Magnoliopsida, Fabales, Fabaceae. Gene Ontology annotation, biological process: DNA-templated transcription.